UCUGCAUGAAACCCAAUGAGUUCCAAGGAAUGUUUUUCCAAGAAGUUGACUCCCUAAAAAAAAAAAAAACUUAAUUUAAAACAGCAUCUCGCUCAAAGCCUCUUCAAGACUCUUCUGUUCGCUGCGCUUCGCUCACCAUGAAGAGCAUUACACUCAUUUUAGCAGCCUUGCCAUGGCAGCUAUUCCUGUUCACUCCCAAAGGGUUUUGUGACCAGAGAGUUUAUUGCCAGUGGGGGCCAUACGGUGACUGGUCAGAGUGUGAUGGCUGCACCAAAUUGCAGACAAGAAGCCGAGCCAUGGCUGUCUACGCUCAGUUUGGAGGGAACCCCUGCGAUGGGGCGCGAACUGAGACCAGGUCUUGCGAAACCACACAAGGCUGCCCUCUAGAGGAUGGAUGUGGAAACUGGUUUCGCUGUUUAUCGGGGAAGUGUAUUAGCCAGUCUCUGCAGUGUAACGGAGAUCAGGACUGUGAGGAGGAUGGACACGACGAACGUGGCUGUGACAUGGAUCAACGCACAGGCCUAUGUCAAAACUCGGUUCUCCCGCCAAACAUUGAAGAACUAGGACUCGGGUUUGAUGUGGUGUCAGGGAAGCAGAGGAGCAGUGUCAUCAACACAAAGAGCUUUGGGGGACAGUGUCGCAGCAUCUACAGCGGUGUCCACAACACUCACUACAGACUGCCUCUUAGUACUAUCCAGUACAGCUUUAUGGUCAAAGCUCAGAAUGACUUCAGUGAUGAGACAUACACCAGUAAAUGGCACUAUGCAAAGGACAUUGUCAAAAGAGAGACAGUGACCGGGACCACAACAGGAUAUAGAAACUAUGACUUUCAUGAGACACAUGACAAGACUCAGACCCAAAAGCUUUUGGUUUUAAAGAAUGACAUAGAGGUAGCUCAGUUCCAGAGCAACUCUCAUCAGUACCUCCCAUUAUCUGAGGUGUUCUGGAAGGCACUGGUUAAACUCCCAUCCGUCUAUGACUACGCUGCCUACAGGAAGGUUUUAGAGAGGUUUGGAACACAUUACCUGUCUGAGGGAAGCCUUGGAGGCUCCUUUAAGAUCAUCGCCAAAAUUGAUGAAGAAACUGAAAGAACGAUGGUCAGUGAAAGUUCUGCCUAUAAUGAAUGUACAAGGACCAAACGUUGGUUUCUUAUAUUCCCCAUCUACCAUGUGGACUGCAAGAAAGGAGGUUCUCCACAAAGAUCAUCCACUGGAGGUCAUUCCAGGCGCAAUAAUGUGCAAAAGGUGACUGUGCAGGGGGGAGGCAUUGCACACAUCGCAGCACUGGAAAGCAUGAGGCUCUCUGAUCCGGACAGAAACUGGGAAAUGUACUCAAACUGGGCUGAGUCUGUCCGAUCAUUUCCAAAGGUCAUAAAACAAACGCUGCGUCCGUUGUCAGAACUGGUGAAGGAGGUUCAGUGUGCUGGGGUGAAGAGGCUCUACCUCCGCAGGGCUAUAGAACAGUACCUUACCGAGAGUGACACAUGCCACUGCCGGCCCUGCAGAAACAAUGGCAUGGUUGUCAUGGAUGGAGAUACAUGCACAUGCAUCUGUAAGCCUGGCACAACAGGACUGGCCUGUGAGCAGGGAACUGAAGCAGAGGGUCAGCAGGGAGUGAUCCACGGUAGUUGGGCCUGCUGGUCAGCCUGGUCAGCGUGCUCUGGGGUUCGAAGGUCAAGACGUCGUUCCUGCUCUAAUCCCACUCCUCAGAACGGGGGACUACAAUGUAUCGGAGAACCCACUGAGACGUCAGACUGUGAAGACCAAGACCUGCAAUACUUGAAAACCAUGGAGCCUCAGUGCUUUGACCAAACUCUCCCAGCAAGUCAGAAGUGUGGAAACCCACCUGUUCUCAUCAAUGGCUACAUCCUGGUCCCUAAGGACAUUUACCUUGUGGGUAGUAAGGUUGAGUAUACCUGCACUGCCGGUUAUUAUCUUGUUGGUGAGAGCACCCUAGAAUGCACUGCUAAUCAAUCCUGGUCUACCAGCCCUGGACUGUGCACAGUCUCAAGGUGCAACAUUAAGUCCCUCACUAAAGACGUCAUAGCCUCACCUUUACAGCAGGCCUAUGCCAUAGGGGACACAGUCACCUUGUCCUGUCCAGUGGGUAGACAGCUACUUGGAGAAGCAACAAUUAUUUGUGACCCCAGUCUGCAUUUUUCACCAGACCCAGCAGGAAUCAAAUGCAGCCCAGUCAGUACACCACAACAACCCUCUCCUUCGGUGCAAUGUAAACCGUGGGAGAAGUCUUCCAGAGGAAAAUGUGUUUGCAAAAUGCCAUUUGAAUGCAGUUCAUCUUUGGAGGUGUGUGCCACUACUUUCGUGAAUAGAAAAUCAGUCCUUCUGAAUGUGUGCAAAAUGCAUGCACUGCAGUGUAUUGGAAAGAACUACACAAUAGCAGAGGACAGCACCUGCAAGUGGCCAGAGCACAACACAACAGGCUGCACCAACUGUCACAUGUGGGAGACCUGUGACGAUCAAACCAACGAGUGUCGCUGUAAGGACUCUGCAGAUUGCUUAACCCCGGGAUUAAAUGUAUGCGUUCAAGUUGGGGAGGAUGGGACUGCAGCGUCUCAGACCAUGAGCGAGUGUGAAGCAGGACUACAGCGAUGUAAGGGACAAAAGGUGUCAGUUGUCAGUAUCUUGCCUUGUGCUGCUUGAGGAUGCAAGAGGAGGAAUUGACCUUAUAUCUUCACCUUCCUUUACACAUUAAUCCUCAACACUUAACACUUAACCUCAUAUUUUUCAGUGAAUUAGUAUUGUACCAAGUGUCACUGCUUCACCACAUUGUAAAAGUACACAUUUAUGCAUGUAUAAAACUAUAAUGUAAAACUGUAUUGAGACAAGGAAUAAAUAGCAUAACACCAGC
Molecule: messenger RNA, 2868 nt
Organism: Perca fluviatilis (European perch)
Lineage: Eukaryota; Metazoa; Chordata; Actinopteri; Perciformes; Percidae
Gene: c7a
Product: complement component 7a
Exons: 18
Coding region: 138-2660 (840 amino acids)
Biological process (GO): immune response
Cellular component (GO): membrane attack complex
Molecular function (GO): protein binding
Source: RefSeq, a predicted model, not a curated record